This is a messenger RNA of Chanos chanos (milkfish), 8262 nucleotides long. It is a transcript of the gene epg5, whose product is annotated as ectopic P-granules autophagy protein 5 homolog (C. elegans). Lineage: Eukaryota; Metazoa; Chordata; Actinopteri; Gonorynchiformes; Chanidae. The record is from RefSeq and is a predicted model, not a curated record. Gene Ontology annotation, biological process: autophagosome maturation. The transcript is spliced from 45 exons. Gene Ontology annotation, cellular component: cytoplasm. The coding region runs from base 127 to 7839 and encodes 2570 amino acids.
AACAAAACAAAACAACCCUAAUGACAGCCCCCAGCUCGCGAGCUACCUGUCAGCCGUAGAGUUUAUAACGAACAUGAGUUCAUAGUAUAUCUGAUUUAAGUCAGAAGGUGUCAUGACCAUAGAGAGAUGGCCGAGGCCGUGAGACCAAAGAAGUCCAAGUCCAGGACCAGCGGAAAGGACAAAAAGCAGCGUCAGGCCGAGAGAGUGAAGGCAGCAGAUACACUGCCCCCUGCUGACCUGUGUGAACCAGCAGCUCCUGAGCUCACCGCUGAUUUCACUGAGAUUCCUCUUAGCUUGCCCCCUGAGGCCCCGCCCCCAGACCCCUCUGAAGCCCCGCCCCCAGACCCAUCUGAAGCUCCGCCCCCAGUCCAGGGGACAGGCCCUCAGACUGGGCAGACCCCUCAGCAGCAGGGAGAGAAGGAGCUAAAGGACCAAGAUGACAGACUCACACAUGGAGAGACUGAAACUCCAGCGGGGGAUGCUGAACAGAAGUCUGUGCCCCAAAACUCAGUUCUCACAGAAGACCAACCCUCAACUCAGCCGACCCACAACAAUCAAAAGCUCUCGAAUUGUGAACUCCAACCCAUUCCUGUCGCUCCUCUUUACCCCUCUCUCCCUGUGCCAUCACCCAAGCCCCAGCUGAUUGUGGACUCCAUCACCUCCCCACUGAUGGAGAGUUCUCUCAGACCUGCUGAAGCAGCGACGCGCACUGAACUGAUUGCUCCGGCCGUUCUCCCGGUGCUUGAUCAGGAAUCCUCCCCUCCCAGUCUGGUGCCAGUGUCUCUGAGUGAAACAUGUAGGCCUCCAGCUCAGAGGCUGUACCCAGAGCUGCCCGAACAGGCCCCGCUGGUGCAGCCCUUCACCGCCGAGCAGCUGAGGCUUUGGGAACCAGGCUCAUGGAUGGAGAACGUGGAACUCUUGGCGUCGGAGUUCCAGAGUCUGGCACGUCAGGAGGGUCACGAGCUGCACGACCUGCUCCUUAAUUACUGGCGCUGCCGUAAACAGCUCACACAGGCUCAGACAGAGCUCCAGGCUGCCAACUCUGACUGUAAGAGCACCCAGAACCGCCUGUGGAGCUUCCGAGACGAGCAGCUCACCCUACAGGGUGUGUGUGCUGACCAGGCCAAGGUGUGCGGCUACCACCGCUUCCAGCAGGUGGUGCUAAACGAGGGGGUGUUGGCAGAACUGCGCCACCUGUUUGAGGUGAAGGCAGAGUUGCUACACCAGACAGUGGCGCUCCACUCCUAUACCUCCAUCCUGUCCCGGCUCCAGGUGGAGUCCUACCUGCAUCGCCUCCUCAGCUCCAACCCUCUCACUAGAAACAUCACUGUUCAGGAGGCAGGUCCUAAUGUGAAAUCUCAGCCCUCAUCUUUGCAGCCGCUGAAGGAGAGUAUCAGCGUUCUCUUCAGCUUCACACGCAGAGUUCUAGACGAUUCUCAGUUUCACACAGACAUCCACCUAUGGCUACAGAGACUGGUGUGUGUCCUGCUGCAGGUGGGUUCAGUAGGGGACCACCUGUUCAUCCUCAACCAAUUACUCUGCUGCUCAGCAGGAGUGGGCAAAUGGGCCACGCCUUUUCUGCAGAUAAAAGUGUUGGAUAACCCCUCUGGAGUCUAUCACUUCAUGCAAGCUUUGGCCAUCCUGAUGUCUCCUGUCAGGGAUCGGGCAGAGUUUCUGUGCUAUAUGAAACCUAGUGAUAUGAAAGCAGAUUCCAACCAAUCAGGACAGACGUCAGGGAACUGGACCCUAGUGGACGAGGGCGGAGAGGAGGAUGAGGAUCCAGAGAUGAGCUGGUUGCUGUUGGCAGAGGAGGACCUGAUUUCUCUUCUCUCCCAGUUUCCCUUUGAGCAGCUCUUCAAACACAUACUGGGCAUGACAUCAACAGGGCAGUACCUUCCCCAGGCCACUACCAGUCAGAAAAUGAUGAAGAUUUUUGCCUUUGCAUCCUCUCUGGUGGAGCUGCUUGCCGUUGGCCUGCAGACGUAUAACAGAGCUCGAUACAGACAGUUUGUGAAGAGGAUUGGUCACAUGAUGAGGAUUACUCUGUGUUAUGUGAGUGACCACUGGGCCCAGUACGUUAGUCUGACUGGUGUGACUCGGACCACUCUGCAAGAACAGUCCUUCUCUAUGGACAAGCUCCAGGUGGAGUUUGAUUAUCUCUUUCUCAGAGCUGUGCUGCAUGUCCUAAAGGCCAAGAGGUUGGGGAUCUGGUUGUUUAUGUCGGAGAUGCCGUAUGGAACCCUGUCCGGUGCAAUGCUGUGGAGGAUCUUUUAUCUAAUGCAGUGUGCAGAGACAGAGAGUGUGGACACGCCCAGCCUCAGUGUGGAGGGCUGUAUCCAGGCUCUCAGAGAGCCGAGUCACCAGGAGAAGUUUGAGCACUGGUUGGCAGAGAUGAACAGCUCAGAUGGCAUUUGUUUGUUGACGGCUUUUGCCCACAUGGCUCAGCCCAGACGCCCUGAUGCUGACCCCGAAUUCGUCACCACUGUAGUCCUGCACAUAUACCAGGUGGCGUAUGUCAGCGUCACCACACGGGAGACUUUCUCUAAAGUUGGACGGGAACUCCUGGCUGCCAUAGCAACAGCCCACCCUCACAUCAUCUCUGUGUUGCUGGAGAGACUAAGAGAGACCAUCGAUAAAGUGGGAAUGGUGUCUCUUUACCUGUUUAAGGAGCUGCCCCUUCACCUGUGGAGGCCUGUACCAGCUGAGAUGGGGGUGAUUCGGGGGUGGCUGCUGGACCACGGGCUUGCCGCUGUGGAGAAUAAACUCGCUUGCAUUAUCCUAGAGGGCCUGAACUGGGGCUUUGAGCCAAGCGGGUGUCUGGCCCUGCCUGCUGCAGUACACAGUGAGGUGGCUUUACUGGUGGUGGAGGCAUAUCAGAAAUACCUCACAGACAAACCCUACAGUGGACUCAUCUCUGAGGGCAUCAAGCAGGUGUCCUACCUGGCCAAUGUGGUGCGUCUGGGCCACACCCCCGAAGCCUCCUUUAACCAGUGGGCCUGGGACUUGGCGUUGCGUCUGAAGCUCCAUGCUAACGAGCGGAACCCCCAAAACGCAUGGUCACCCCUACCCUCCGCCAGCGACCCCACACCAGAGGUCACAGACUCUCCCACAAUGCAUCCUGUUCUCAAGGCCGUCAAAGCAGGCAUCCCUAUUGGCUGCUUCCUGGCCAUCUCCAUGACAACCAUUGGACACAGUCUGGAGAAGUUCUGCAGUGAGGGAAUCUCUCUGCUGAAGACUCUGGUCCAGUCGCGUCAUCUCAAAGCUGUGGUUCACGUCUUUCACAACCUGCUGCCUCCUGCCUAUUCCUGCCCGUUUUACCUGCUCAACAACGAACAGUUUGUGAGCUGUAUUCAGCUCUUUCUGCAGUUGGACAGUGGGACCCCACUGGGCAUGACCCAGCAGGUCACACACAAGGUCACACAGCACCUGAUAGGCUCCGCCCAUGGAGAGAACAUUAAAUUGCUCAACAGUGUGAUACAGACACACAUUUUGGAGAGCUCACAGGCAGGCCGUGUGGGCUCCGUCGCUGUUCUGGAGUUCUGGGUUCAGGUUCUAACUCAGCAGAACAUGUGGUACCGUGACAGAACCGUCUUAUACCUCCUUGACCACCUGUGUCGUGCUGCCUUCCUGCACCAACAGGAGGAGUGUCUCCAGAAACUUCUGUACCAACAACACAAGAAUGCCUUAGGUUACCAUGGUGACAAAGGCCUGCUCUCUUCAUUAAUGGGAUGGAUUGUGGCAGGAAAUGUUACUCCUUCGUUCAUCGAGGGAAACGCCCUGACUGGCGAGGUGUGGUUUGCUUGGCUGGUGCUGAAUAUGGAGUCCAUGUUUGAGGAAGACUCGCAGCUCCGGAGAUGUGUGGAACAUGAGCUUCUUUCCAAUCCCACCUUGUCCCCAGACCAGGCUCUGAAGAAGGCGCAGGUGCGUCUGAAGUUGCAUGUGGUGCCCUCCCUCCAGAGGAUGAUGGUGUAUCGCUGGGCACAGCAGGCCAUGGCCACGCCCGCUGACCACCCCCUCCUCCCGUUGGUCUGGCAGAAAUUCCUACAGCUCUACCUGCGGCAGCCAGGACCUGAGUUUGGGCUGGAGGCGCGGGGGUGCAUUGGGAGAAGGUAUUUCCACACCGCUGCCCACGCUACUCUACUCAAGGAUCUAAAACAGCGACUGGUGGAGGUCUCGGAUUUCCACCACGCCGCCAGCAAGGCCCUCAAAGUGCCCCCCUUGUCUCCCGGCGACACGCCCAGCAAUGGGGGGGCCACGCCUGCCACCCCACUGUCCCAGUAUAUGACCUCCCCUGAGCUCCACAUCGAACUGGUCCGGCUCCUCAGUGUCUUCGCUUUGUGGUUGGACGAUGAGAAUUUGCAGAAACAGGAUGUCUACCUGCCUUCACUGCCGAAGCAGUACGACGCCCAUCGACUGGCCAAGAUCAUGCAACGCCAGCAUGAGGUGUGGAUGGAGUAUGUGGACAUUGAGCGUAUCCAGUAUGAACUGAAUGAGAUACUGAGUCUAUGGGGAAAGAUUAAGACUGAGCCCUCAUCCUCUCACACCACCACCAACUCCAUCUUCACUGACUUCAUCAACCCUCAAGCAGCCCGGGAGCGAAUCCUGACCAACCUACGGAACCACCCUACCCCACAGGGACCCCUGUCUGUGGUUCCGAUGAGAGCCCCCGUCCCAGACAUUCCCACAACCUGUCUGUCUGACGAGACGUCCUCCUCAGCACUGCUACAGGACGACCUGACCAAACUCCAACACCAGGCCAAACUGGCAGCGCUGCGGGAGACCCAGCAGGUGGCGCUAGACAGUGAACUGCUGGAGACUUUGCCCCAGCUGUACUGUAACAGAGAGGAGCAGAUCUCCAUGCAGCUGGAGUGUCGAGGGAAGGGAGGCCAACCCUGCCAGGGCCCAGCCAAUAUCACUGUCCAGUAUGCUGGAAUGCACAAACUGGAACCAGUGCAGAACCAGAUCCAGGCCCUGAAGCGUGACGUGAAACAGCUCCAGGCUGACGCGGUGAAACCUCCUCCUCAGAGUCUGGCUGAAGCUGCUGUGCACACCGAGAACUUCAUCACUGCCCUGGUGAAUGCCUAUAAGCUGCGCCCGUCUGCGGCCAUGCAGAAAGUUGGCAUCGCUGCCUUUUAUCAGGUCGUGUCGUUUGUCAGCGAGGACACACAGCGGCAUCCACCCACACGCCAGUUCUUCUCCUCCUGUGUGGAGAUUCUAGGACAGGUGUUUAUUAGGGAUACUCAGACAGAGUGUAAGCGAAUGCUGAAGACCAUCUUACUGAACCGGCGGCUGUGUAGCCUCCUGUCACCUUAUUUCACCCCCAACGCCUCCCCGAAUGAGCUGGUGUCCCUGUAUGAGGAGGUGGUCACUGCCCUCCAUGCAGACGGAGGGGACGUCAUCUUCAUGCUUCUCACUAAGUUUGACCUGUCUCAGUGGCUGUCGGUGUCACAGCCUGUGUUUGGGGAGAGGAGCAGGCUGAUGGAGCUCAUUCAUUUGGCUCUGAGUGCCUGUGGACUGGAGCCUGAGCCAGAGGUCCUCAUGCCCUUUAACCUGUUCUGUAAACACUGGACUCAGCUGCUGCUCUACCGCUUCCCCGACCACUACAGUGACUUCCUCAGGCUUCUCAUGCAAAGUUCCUCGGAGCAGUUGAUCAGUCCUGAGUGUUGGAGGGCGUCGCUCUCUGCGCUGCGCUGUUCCCCACCUCCCAAAAACAAACAGGCCAAAACCUCCAGCUCCACACUCCUGUCCACGCAACAGGUCAAUGAAACGAUAGAAUGGCUGUCGGGAUACUUCCUAAAGCUGCGUCUGUCUAAAAGUGAUUUCCGGAGCUUUGGCCUCCUUUCCAAAUGGGCUCCGUACAUGGAGGAGGUGCGGCAGUUUUGGGAAUUUCUCAUCAGCUACGUCAUAAACCAGGAGCUGACCGACUGCAGCAAGGAGCCAGUGGGGAGUCCGAGACUGCUCCACGCUGUUCAGGACCUGCACUCAAAAAUGACCAGACUGUUCAAGCCCUGGAUCCUGGUUUUAGACACAGACGAUGCCAGUAACUCUCGCUGUUCUCCGUGGCUGGAGUCAGACUCAGCGGUGGCAGCCAGCCUGGUCAACCUGUUCGCACGGCUAACAGCCACCUUACAUGACAAAUUUAAAGAUCGGCUGCUGUUGGGACAGAGAGGUGCGUUAUGGCUCCAUGUGGUGUUCUACUGUGAGAGCUGCACCUCCCCAAAAAUGCCAGAGUACUUGCUCUAUACAUAUCACAGCGAAUACAGCUCCCUACCCUGGAAAGAUCUGCAUCCGGACCAGACCCUCAUGAACCAGUUCUUCAGUGUGGAGAGGGGGGGACCAAAGAGCUGUUUUUUAUUCCUGGGGGGGUUGCUGUGUGAGGUGAACUGGGUGAGUGUGUUGAGUGAAGCCAUGACCCCUCAGACCAGUCCGUCAGCCCAGGCCAUGGUGGUUUAUCUGCUCUACCUAAUGGUCUUUCUGGCCAAAGAAGAGCGUCUGCUCAACAAACCAGAGUCUGCUCUCCUGGGUCUGCUGGGCCAGUCCACCUCUCUGCCCUGGCACCAUGUGGAUUCCUCCUCUUACCAAAACGUCACGGGGUACGUCAGCACACACUACCCCCCCGCCGUGAUCCUCAACCUGGACACCUCCUCUCAGCUGCUCCUGAAACUGCUCCGCACGGCCGCUGGCCUCAGUCCCGACACCGACGGACCCCAUCACAAAGACCUGAGUCAGAAGUGCCUGUGCUACCUGAGACUGAUGGUGCAGUUUCUCACUGCUCUGGACCAGAACAGCAGCAUUAGUCUGGCCUCUCUGGAGACACAGAUGGAGAAACUUCUGGAGUGUAUCACUCUCUUCAACCCACCAGAGACAGACUUGCAGCAGCGUCACAUGUCGACCUGUGGCCUGUUUGCGGAGCUGCUGACCCUGCUGAACAGAGCCAGUGUGUCCACGGCCGAGGGGCUGGGCUCCAAACUGCACAGCUGGGUGGAGAGGAGAGCGCGGGGCCCCCUGGUCCUGCCCCUGCUCACUGCCGCCUGCACCAGCCUGGCCUCAGUCCGCCACAUGGCACACACCGUGGAGGCCUGCAUCCAGUCCUAUUUCACUGAGGGUGGUUGCGUGGACCAGUACUCUGGGUGGGGGCCUAUACUGGUGUCUCUGCAGGUGCCGGAGCUGACGGUGGAGGAUUUUAUUCAGGAGAGUCUGUCCCUGGGCUGUUUCCUCACCCUCUAUGUGUAUGUCCUGCAGAGGCUCAACCUGGAACACACUCUAAUCAAUGAGAAACGCGUUCUGGUCCUCCUGCAGGGCUGGAUUAACCAGGUCUUUCCCAGUGGUCCUGCUGAUGAAGCCAAGCUCUUUCUCUGGUGGCAUAAGUCUCUCCAGAUCUUACUGGUCCAGGUCGACCAGGGUGACAUGUGUGGACUGGAGCCCCUCGUUCUCUCUCUGAUGUCGUUCCAGAGCCGACUGGGCCAGCUGGGAGAGGAGAGGAUAAACUCUGGCAUACUGGGAGCCAUCGGACUAGGACGGAAAUCCCCUCUCUCUAAUCGAUUCCGUGUCGUGGCACGCAGUAUGUCUGCGUUUCUACUGGUCCAGGUGCCCUCUGAAUGCCAGCUUCGACUUCAGCCUGGCACAGAGCUCCAGCUCUCCACCAAAGCCCAGCAGGCUUUGGUGGCACUGGAAGCUAUGGGGAGUCACAAACAGUACUCUGACCUGCAGGAGUCUAUUGGACAGGCCUGCCAGUUCAUCAAAUACCCCAGACACUGCUUACGCGACGCCCACCGUUUGCUAGCCCUGCUCAUCAACUCACUCUACGCAGACCUGCGCUAUCUGGACAUCAUCCGCUAACCUAGACAAGCUAGCCUGGGCUUUGUUAGCAACGGCCUGCUAGCCUGGCUUUUCUGGGUGACGUUAGUUAGCUUUAGUUCUCUGUCUGCAGGGCUUGGGCUGGUGGAACUUUCCGGGUCUUCAGUCCCAGGGACCCCGUGUUCCUCAUGCAGACCUGAGAAAGGAGGAACAGACUCUGUGCGUCUUGUUCUUUCGUUUGGAACCAAACAGACUGAACUGAAGCUGGAACCGAACUGAACACUAUUCUUUACCUUCAGAGACUGAGGAUUCAAAGUCGCGGCCGCGUUCACGCUUUAGCCAUUUUCGCCUGGUGACCAUAGAAACGUUUGCCUUCCGCUAGCCGACCUCCUCGGCCCAUCAUGCUUGUUUUUGCUUUGUUUUGUAAUUAUUUUUAAAUUUGACUGAAUCACAUUUAAGUGUAAU